Messenger RNA from Dama dama (fallow deer), 8360 nucleotides. RefSeq names its product ClpB family mitochondrial disaggregase (gene CLPB). Bases 67 to 2100 code for a protein of 677 amino acids. Gene Ontology annotation, biological process: cellular response to heat. The transcript is spliced from 16 exons. Gene Ontology annotation, molecular function: ATP binding; protein binding; ATP hydrolysis activity. Gene Ontology annotation, cellular component: cytoplasm; mitochondrion. NCBI's taxonomy places the organism in Eukaryota, Metazoa, Chordata, Mammalia, Artiodactyla, Cervidae. The record is from RefSeq and is a predicted model, not a curated record.
GGCAGCCAUGUUGGAAGUGGUCAGCACAGGGGCCGGCACCAGGGGGUUAUCGAAGCAGCUGUCACGAUGCUGGGGUCCCUGGUGUCGAAGAGAACAGCGCCGGCGCCGCGGCUCCUUCUCCAGCUGCUUAGGUCCCCAUCGCUCCGGAGCCACGAAAGUGCCACCGGCCAGAGUGUGACCACCGGGGGCCGCGGGGAGCCUCAGUGGCUGAGGGCUGCCGUCGGGGGGCGCGGUGGAACGUCGCCGGCCCUACUCACCGGAGGAGGGGCAGCCACUGGAGGGCGCCAGAGAGGACGUACCGAGACCCCCUGCCUUGCAGCUGCCACGUGGGGACGCCUUCCCAGCCCCGAAGAAACACUGCCUGGGCAGGACAGCUGGAAUGGAGUCCUCAGCAGAGCUGGAUUGGGCGUGUGGGCCCUGGCCACGGCGCUGGUGGUUCACUGUUACAGCAAGAGCCCGUCCAGCAAGGAUGCAGCCCUGAUGGAAGCUGCUCGAGCCAACAAUGUCCAAGAAGUCAGCAGACUAUUGUCGGAAGGUGCAGAUGUCAAUGCAAGGCACAAACUUGGCUGGACAGCACUAAUGGUGGCAGCCAUCAACCGAAACAACAGUGUGGUGCAGGUCCUCCUUGCAGCUGGUGCUGACCCAAACCUCGGGGACGACUUUAGCAGUGUAUACAAGACUGCCAAGGAGCAGGGAAUCCAUUCUUUAGAAGUCCUGGUCACCCGAGAGGAUGACUUCAACAACCGGCUGAACAACCGCGCCAGCUUCAAGGGUUGCACAGCCCUGCACUAUGCUGUCCUCGCUGAUGACUACCGGACUGUCAAGGAGCUGCUUGAUGGAGGAGCCAACCCCUUGCAGAGGAAUGAAAUGGGACACACACCCUUGGAUUAUGCUCGAGAAGGGGAGGUGAUGAAGCUUUUAAGGACUUCUGAGACCAAGUACCAAGAGAAGCAGCGGAAGCGGGAGGCCGAGGAGCGGCGCCGCUUUCCCCUGGAGCAGCGGCUGAAGGAGCACAUCAUUGGCCAGGAGAGCGCCAUCGCCACCGUGGGUGCAGCGAUCCGGAGGAAGGAGAAUGGCUGGUACGACGAAGAACACCCCCUGGUCUUCCUCUUCUUGGGAUCAUCUGGAAUAGGAAAAACAGAACUGGCCAAGCAGACAGCCAAAUAUAUGCACAAAGAUGCCAAAAAGGGUUUCAUCAGGCUAGACAUGUCUGAGUUCCAGGAGCGGCAUGAGGUGGCCAAGUUCAUCGGGUCCCCACCAGGCUACAUUGGCCACGAGGAGGGUGGCCAGCUGACCAAGAAGCUGAAGCAGUGCCCCAAUGCCGUGGUGCUCUUUGAUGAGGUAGACAAAGCCCACCCAGAUGUGCUCACCAUCAUGCUGCAGCUGUUUGAUGAGGGCCGGCUGACAGAUGGAAAAGGCAAGACCAUCGACUGCAAGGACGCCAUCUUCAUCAUGACCUCGAACGUGGCCAGCGACGAGAUAGCACAGCAUGCACUGCAGCUGAGGCAGGAAGCUUUGGAGAUGAGCCGUAACCGGAUCGCCGAGAACCUUGGGGACGUCCAGAUCAGUGACAAGAUCACCAUCUCAAAGAACUUCAAGGAAAACGUGAUUCGCCCCAUCCUAAAAGCUCACUUCCGGAGAGAUGAGUUUCUGGGACGAAUCAAUGAGAUCGUCUACUUCCUCCCCUUCUGCCACUCGGAGCUCAUCCAACUCGUCAACAAGGAGUUGAAUUUCUGGGCCAAGAGAGCCAAGCAAAGGCACAACAUCACACUGCUCUGGGACCGCGAAGUGGCGGACGUGUUGGUCGAAGGCUACAACGUGCACUAUGGCGCCCGCUCCAUCAAGCAUGAGGUGGAGCGCCGUGUGGUGAACCAGCUGGCGGCUGCCUAUGAGCAGGACCUGCUGCCGGGGGGCUGCACCCUGCGCAUCACUGUGGAGGACUCGGAUAAGCAGCUGCUCAAGAGUCCUGAACUGCCCUCACCCCAGGCCGAGAGGCGUCCCCCCAAGCUGCGGCUGGAGAUCAUCGAUAAGGACAGCAAGACCCACAAAUUGGACAUCCAGGCACCACUCCACCCUGAGAAGGUGUGCCACACCCUCUAGCGUCUAUCUACCUACCUGCCCAUACAUGCCCUCAACACCUAAUAAAGCCCCCUUGGCUGUGGCAUGGUGACCGACCUACCUUCCCCUCCUGCUUCUCACCCCUCUCCAUCUAGCCUAAGGCCUGUUACCUCCUCACAGCCCCUGGAAGAUGCCUUCUCAGCCCCACCCUCGCCCCUUCAUUGUGGGCCCCACCGUGUGCUCUCAGGUCUCUGGGAGGGGAGCUGCUCCUCUGUCCGCUUUACGGCAGGGAGAAGAGGGAGGUCCCUCAUCUCUGUCCUUCAGCGUGAUCCUCAUGUCCCAGAGCCUCUGGAACUUUAUCAUGUUUUCUGAAAACUCAGAAGUAUGGCAGCUGAGAACAGAUCUGGCUGGAAGAAGACAGGGGCCAGGCUGUGACCUGCUACCCUCUGCUGGCUCUCAUGCUAUUGAGUCCCCAGAAUGUCUCCACAGGGAGCAGAGAAGUCAGAGGCCCAGACACAGAGCUUCUGCAUUUAAGCCAUUGCUUCCUCUUUCCCAUGCCCUAGAAUUCCAAGGGGAAGGGACUCUCGGAGCCCUUCCCCCUUCCACUGCCGUGUCAUGGCUACUAUUCCUCCCUGCCCCACGUUCAGGGGUCAGACCAGACCACGUCUCUUCAGCCUUAGAACUAGGCCAGCAUAGGGCAUCUUUAGGAAGAAGGCUGGGUCCUACCCAACCCUACACAGGGCCUGGACAGAAGCACCAAAUGACCAAGCAAGCUUAACUCUGCGGGGCCUCCUGCAGGAGACCAACAAAAUAGACAGUGGAGAACUGUAGGGGGAGGGAUCCUGGGGUCAGGCUGUACGCAGAUGGCCGUGGAGUCUGCCUCAGCCCCAUGUCCUCAGUAUCAUGGUCGUAGCUAAGUGAACAUGGGAUGGACAGCUGCCUCAUGCAGUCUGCACGUUAGUCACUCAACAGAGGGACUGCACACCAUCCCCCAAGGCUCUCCACACACCAGGCGUGUUCAGCCCCAGCUUAAUUAGCAGGGCACAGCAAGGCUUGGUACAUACAUCCUUGGGAACCAUCUGCAGUAGCCACCAUUGAGGACCAUGCCAUCAGCCUCCCCUGAAGGGUCGCUUUGGAAACCCUCCUUUGGAGUCAGAAAGUCUCUUCCAGGAAGCAGAAAAUGGGGACAGGAAUCACAGUCCCUCGGGUGACGGAGGAAUGUCGUGAUACGGCAGGUGAGGGGCAGCCGGAAGCUGGAACUUGGGCUCCAGCAGAUGCUGCAGCAGGCACCAUCCAGCCCCUCAAGGAGCUGUCUGCCGCUUUGUACCUCAGUGACUGCCACUCUUUGUUUAUUUAUUAGCAGCAGUUUUUUUUUUUUACUUCUUGUUCUGAAAUAAUUUUAGACUUACAGGAAAUUACCACAAUAGUAGAGUUCCAUGCACCCUUCACCAACUUCACCAACCAUCUGUUAAAAAUUAUUAAAUUAUAAUUAUUAAAACCAGGAAAUUAACAUGAUAUGGUACUACCAGCUAAUCUCUAGGCAUUCAGAUUUUGCCAUUUUCCCCACUGAUGUCCUUUUCCUGGUCCAGAAUCCAGUUGAGGAUCCCGUGUUCCAUCUUGUUGUGUUUCCUUUAUCUCCUUCAACCUGUGACAGUUCCUCCAUCCUUCUUUGCCUUUUAUGACCUUGACACUUUUGAAACCUCCAAGUCAGUUAAAUUUGUAGAAUGUCCCUUAAUUUGGGUGUCUGCUGUUUUCACAUGCUUAGAUUGAGGGUCACCAUUUUGGGUAAAACUAGCCCUCAAGUGAUGCUGUGCCCAUCCUUAUAACCUAGAGCAGGUGAUACAUGCUGAGGUUGUAUAUACCAGUUUCUCCACUGUAAGAUUACUAAUUUUCCCUUUGAAAUGAAUAAGAAUCUCAUGGAAAGAUAGAAACUGUACAGAUGUCUUAUUUAUCCAUAGAAUUUUGCCUGUUGAUUUUAGCAUCCAUCAUGUAAAUGUAAACACGUUAGUCACUCAGUCGUGUCCAACUCUUUGUGACUGUAGCCCGCCAGGCUCCUAUGUCCUUGGGAUUCUCCAAGCAAGAAUACUGGAGUGGGUUGCCAUUUCCUUCUCCAAGGGAUCUUCCCAACCAGCUCUUGCUUUUAACAAACAUUAAUACUAUAUUUGCCUAAUGAUGACAUUGUUUUCUUAUUCCAUCUAUAUGUAUUAAUUGGUAUUCUUCUGUAAAAAAACAGCUGUCUCUUUUCUCCCAUUUAUUUAUUCAAUAAUUUACCUAUAAGUAAAACUAAUGAAUAUUUGUUUUAGUCUAUGGGUUGUAGCCUAUCAAUAAUACUAAUAGAGUUUAUUUCGUUGCUCAUAUGGCCUAGAUUUGGCCAUUGGGAGCUCUUAAGUUGGCUCCUGUGUUGUCUCAGUGUUGCCCCAUCAUUUUUUUAGUAUUACCCUAUUUUCUGGCACCACAAGGUGUUCCAAGGUUACUUACACUUUUCUUGUCCCAGCCCUGACUUCAGCCAUUUCUCUAAGCAAUUCCUGAUUCCUCUUAUUUGAGAAUGGUACUUAGAAACUAAGGUGGUAUAUUCAGUGCUUCUGGAGUGUCAUUGCUUCUAGGCCUUUUCAGCACACAAAGCUAGGAAAUAAAUAUAUGUGUAUAUGUUAACACAUGUAUCACACACAACUGAACUUAUUACUGUAUCUGUCCAUCUGUAUAUUAUUAAAAACCAUGAGUCCAUGUUGAUGCCUACAGUUCUAACCCAAUACCACAGGGCCUGUGACUUGCCGUUAUUAUUAGCACUUUACUAUUCAUUCUCUGCUUCUUCCUCUCCUGCUAUCUCUGUUUCUUCUCUCCUUCUGUUUUUUGUUCAGACUCCCAUAGAGGCUCUAAUUAAGUCAGCCAGUGACCAUCCUGUAUGGAGCACUCCUGUUGGUUAAAGUUCUUAUGCCCGACUGUCAGUCUCUUGGUUUAGUCAGCUGUGGCCAGGACCAGCAGACAUGUAACUGAAAACCAGAUAGCUUUUAUACAGGAAAACCCAAUGCCACCUUUCUGAGAAGAGAAUAAGGGACAGAGUAGACCCUCCGAUUCUGAGAAGCUUGAGGAUCACUUCUAGAGACUCAGCUAGACCUUGUAGGUGAUGUUGGACCCCUGCCUUAUACUUUCAUAGCAUCCUCGACAGUAUUCAGCUCAGUUGUGUUACUUGUUCUGUGUUUGCCUUUGUCAUUAGAGUGUAAGAUCCAGAAGGGCAGAUAUCCAGUUCUACUCACUGUCCUGUUCAUAGAAGUUGGCACAGAGCAAUCACAUGAUGGCUGCUACAGGUGUUUGGAUGGAUGGGUGGGCCCUGGAGCAAGCACAGAUCUUCACAGUGAGGCCCAGGACACAACAGUAUCCUAUGUUCAUGGAGCGAACAUUUGUCAUGUGCUUGUGGCCAGGCAGCAGAACUUGAGUGGAUAGGGCAAAGUAAGACCCCAGAUACCUUACUAAGUAUCUAGAAAUACAUGAGGCUGGACUUGGAAGUGAAAUAUCUUCAUUGUUCAAAAGGAAAAAUUUAAAGGUACAUAGUGAUUGUUUUAGGAAUUUAGGAAAAAAAAAAAAAUUAAACCAUAGGAGAAAAGAUAAAACCUGAAGUUAAGUAGGAAUGCAAAAAAAAAAAAAAAAGGAUAAGUAGAAAAUGAUUCUUUUUGAAAACACCAAUAAAAUAGAUAAAAUCUUCUCAGCCUGAUAAAGGGGAAAAGCGAGGGGGACGAGAUCAGACAUAAUCACAUAUGUGGAAGAGUUUUAAAUAAAUUUAGGAUAAGUCUGUAGCCACAAUUUUAAAAACAGCAGAUAGAUCAUUUCCUAGAAAAUACUGACCCAAGAUAUAGUUUGAAUAAGCCAAUUAAUUACCAAAAGAACCUGAUAAACUGCCAAAAAAGAAUGCCAUAGCUAGUGCAAUCUCAUCUAUGACUAUAGGUGCAAAAAUUCCAGAUAAAAUUAAGUUGAACUUUACAACAUGAUUACAUAAGGCUUAUUUCAGCAAUACAGGCUUCUAUAUCAGGAAAUUUACUAAUACAAUCCAAUAUAUUAAUCUAAAGAACAUGAAUAUUAUUUAAAUGUAGAUUAACAUUUUAUUUUGAUAAUAUUUCUUAUGAAGAUAUCCUUGUUUUUAGAAAAUAUAACAUUGAAAUAUUUAAAGAUAAAGACAAUUGGCAAAUGUUUCAAGAAACUAAAUUAUACAAAUACACAUGCACAUAUGUAUGUAUACAAGUGUGUGUGCUAAGUCGUUCAGUCGUUUCCAACUCUUUGGAAACGACUAUAGCCUGCCAGGCUCCUCUGUCCAUGGAAUUUUCCAGGCACGAAUACUAGAAUGGGUUGCCAUUCCCUUCACCGGGGGAUCUUCCUGAUCCAAGGAUCAAACCCGAGUCUCCUGCAUGGGCAGCCAGAUUCUUUACCACAGAGCCACCUACACUCAUAAAAAAAUUACAGAAUGAUUAAACACAAGUCUUGUCAUUGAGGAAAUCUGAGUGAAGGGUAUACAGGAAUUCUUUGUAUUGUUUCUGCAACUUUUCUGUAAGUCUAAAAUUAUUUCAGAAUGAAAUUUUUUUAAUGAAAAACAUUUUAUCAAUAUGUACUGAAAAAGCAUUUGACAAAAUUUUACAGCUUUAAGUAUGAUUUGAUAAACCUCCAAGUAAAAGGAAAAGAAACUGUUCAUUGAAAACCAAUAGUAAAGUCUGAAAUAAGAGUCAACAUUUGAAAACUGAUGUGAAAAUUCAGUUGAAAAUAAUUAGGCAAGAAAAGUGAAUAAUUGAUAUAUGUAUUGGAAAAUAAUAAAUUGUUUUGCUGAUAUGUGACUGUGUGUUUAGGAAAUCUAAGAGGCUCUAAGUAAAACCUAUUAGCAUUAUUGUGGAAAUUUGGUAAGUGUCUGAAUAAAAGAUAAAUGUACAAAAAUCAAUAGCUUUUUUCUAUUCCAGCAGUAAUCAACUAGAAACAACAACAAAAGUAUUCCAUUAACAGUUGAAAUAAAUAGGUAUAUGUAUUUGCUCAUAUACACAUAAAGUAACUCUGGAAGAGAGAAUAAUUGGACAGAGAGGAAACAGCAAUGGAAGGGUAAAUUAACUGUAUUUUUUAUAAUUUUAAAUUAAAUUUUGAACCUUAUUAAUGUAUUACCUGUUCAUAGUUAUAAAAUACUAAGAAUAAAUUUAACAAAAAAGGAAAAUCAUAUUGAAGGGCAUAGAACAUGAUCUGACAAAUGAAAAGACAUAUCAGAUUCUUGGAAAGAACCUAUAUAAUUAAUAUACAAUUCAGAACUACUGUUUUCUGGGUCUAGGAGAUAUGAGUAGUAGCCUGUCAGUUACUUCAGUUUCACCUGGAGAGUGUGCAAACUAGAGGAUAAGUAAAUAUAACUACUAUCACUGUAUACCCUAAAUAGAAUUAUAAGAGAAUGGAAAGAGAUGCAUUGGUAUCUGUUUCUGGACUGCAGAGCCUGUAUGUAACUGUGGAGAAAAGGAGAAAGUGGUGGGAAAUGCUAGAGAGGCAAGUAUCCUGACUUUGCAGUGCCUUGAAUGCCAUACUAAGGGAAUGAAAUAGCCAUAUUGGUAUUUUUUAAAGAACCUUUUCAAUGCAGUAUGCAGAAUGUUUUGGGAUGACUUCUAACCAAUAGACAACAGAGUAGUCCCAGGCAAACUUCCUUCCCGCAUCAAAUAUAGAAAUAUUGAAUAUUAUGUAGCCAAAAAAAUUUUUGACACACAACUGAACUUGAAACUGAAAAUGGGAAGUCCCAAGGUGCCAGAAAAUGAACGGGAACCCAAAAGUCAGAGGAUGUGUGAGAGUCAAGGUCAAAGAGUUCAUCGAGACUGGGGACCCACCUAUUGGCUGAAUGCUGGGCCUUCACCACUGAAACAGGAGUCUCAAAGGACCACUUCCUUGUGAAAUGAAGAUCAGAAAAACACUGCUCCUUAACCUGGAGAUCAGUAGGGAAAUACAAGAAAGUCUAACAUCACUCAGGGUUAUAAGUAGAAAGACUUAUCUACAAACAAACUAAUAUAUUUGCCAUUUGUGAGAAUGUGGUCCAAAUUCACAGUACCCAAGUGUUACUACAAUGUCAAGAUGAAAAAUUAACAAAAAUGUGAUCCUGGGCUAUAGUAGGAUCCUUUGGAAGCAAACACAAAACUGUUGAGUAAGGAUAUUCUUGUAACUAAGUUUUCACAAAGGAACCUUUGGGAAGACAAGUCCUGUUGAAAUGAGCAUACAGGGAAAACACCCUCAAACAAAGGAGCAGAAGAGAAAGGAAAAAAAAAAAAAAAAAAGCAAACCACCAUGAAGGAGAAGAAACUUAA